AUGGCACCACAGCGUGACGACCCGCUAGCGGACGAGCUCGCUCUCGGAUGGGGAGAAGAUACCAUUUACUGUGAAGCGACUUGCGACCCCGACGAUGUCUUGUACGAAGGAUCAGAAGACGAAAACUACGAUAGCCCUGCCUCACGAAAGCUCCGAUACGAAGCGGCAGGCCAACGAUUUCUUGACGGGAAAACUCCAUUCAUUUUGACUGCAGGGCUCAAAGGCCCCUUUGAAUCAGCAAACUGGUUGAAUCCCUGGCGAUCAAAGCAACGUACUGGAGCCCCGGUGAUAAUUAGAACCUCACCUGGGAAGCUGGCUAGGUCCGCCAAGGUCAAGCGCAAUCUAUCGAUGCCAGAGACCCUUCCCCCGCACGACAGUUUGGAAUGCCACCUCCCGAGCCCCGAAAGCCUGAACCAGACUUCUGAGACCGAAACGCACCCUUACCUUGAAGAUGAUGAGUUGGUCAAGGUUCAACAAUGGAGGGAUACUGUCAAGUCAGAGGAGGGACUGAAAGAUGAGUUCUGGUCGUCAAACACUCAAACAUCGGCGUCUGAGAGAAAGAGAAAAGCAAAUGGUUCUUCGUGGUUGAAACUCUUGGCGAAUAAGCGUCAACGAAAAGACAUUAUGGAAUCAGGCUCUGUCGACACUCCGAUCCGAAACAGACCCCAAAUUCCAACACCAACUACUCCGACAAUGAACAAGUCUACCACAAGUGCUCCGGAUCACUUGCCGUCCUCAACUGUUGCAACAGGACGAUGUUUCUCACAGCUCCGGGACGACCCUGAUAUUUCAGAAGAUGAGCUAUCCCGUGAUGACACCGCAUCAGACCACACUUCCGCAGACUCAUCAUCGCCCUUAUCGCAGUUACCGUACACUCCGGUUCUGGACCCAGAAGUCAGCUUCCUAUCACAACGCACCCUUCAGCAACAAACACCAAGCAAGGCUCCGGUAUCCCAACAGCGGCCCAUCUCUGAACAGCCGGCUGCAGCGCCACUGAGUGCUAUACUGAACAAAAAUGUCACUGGCCCAGCUUUUGAGACACAGGAAGAUGAAAGUUUUUGCUUUAAAAUGCGACCAAGGCUAGAUCCAGUUCCCAAGACCACCUCGGAUGAAGAUGAAGUUAUGGCGGAAGACAACGAAGACUCUUGGUCUGGCCUUUCUUCCCACGACCAGUAUAUGGACAGUAUUGCUUCCAUAUCCGAUUUGCAAGAUGGCAGGCCAGUAGAGGACCGUAUUCAUCCUCAGAUUCUGGAUGCACCCUCAUGUGACGCCACAAACCCAUUGCUAUCGACUUCAAGUGAAAAGCUCAAUGAAGUCGAGCAUCCUCAGGAAUCAACGGAUAGCACUACCGACUCGUCGUCCUCAGCAAACAGUUCAGUAAUUUCUGAUUCUGGGCUUUCUGAAGAAUCUCAUUGCAACUCGACCGCUGCAGUUGCUCUGGAACUUGUUAAUGAACCUGAGCAAGACAACAUUGCUCAGGAUGUGGAUGUGGAUAUGCAAGAGGCACCUGAGAACGAGAAAGACCUGACUAUUGCUGAGCAUCUCGAGGCUAGUGACACUGAGUCAGGAGAUGAAUCCGAGGACGAAGAUGAGAGCGAUAGGGCCAGCGAGAAGAAUACUCUGGAUAUCAAGUCACCAUCGGCACUGUCCAACAACAAGACACCACAAAUCUCGACCGUAGAUCAAGAGCUGAAGACAACAUCUUCUGCAACUGGGCUAUUGAAACCCGGUAGUUGCAAUCACCCUUCUGCAACCGCGACUCCUCCGGAAGAAUCACAGCCCAGUGGGGGAAUCGCCGCUCCGUCGGGCCAAGCGACGAGUCCCGUGAUUGUCCAAGAGAAGGAAACAGAAGUCAUUUCAACUCCCAAGGCGAUUAACACUCGUCUGGAUUUCAACUCGAGCCAGCCAUGGAAUCACGACACUUCGCCGACUAUUGUCAUCACUCCUGUGGACGAACAUACGAAGCAGCAAUUAGAUUAUUCGGCUUCAAAGGAAAUUGCUCCAGUUCCUUUCUCCCAACAGAGUCCUUGGGCAACGAACAAGCUGUCUCCUGGACUGUUGCAUACAACAGACUCGGGAUCAGGGCAAUCGCAGACGAAUAUCGCUGUAGUUCCAGCCAGUCCAGAAGAGCAAUCUCCAUGGACAGGCAAGGUGGCGGAUCUACCAGUCGACCUUUUCCAGCAAACACCCGUUGUUGGGAAGAAGGAUCGAGAAGUACUUCAUGAGUCUACCACGCCGGCUAUUGGUGCUCAAGCCAAUGCUCAUAUGCAGAAGGAAUACAUACCUGCGACUCCUGUCAUGGCAUUAACGCCUGAGCCCCAAUUCUCGGUCAAAUCGUUUGCCUCUUUUGGGUCAAAUGAGCGCAGCUCUAAAACCAAGCGUGCAAUUUGGAGGGAGUCAGGUGGUCUUCCCAGCACACAGGCCAUAUUGGCUUCAGCAAUCAAGAAUCCGUGGGAAACCAAGAGUUCUGAGCGCCGUGUCUCCUUUGCGCCAUUACCCAACUGGCGAACUUCAGAAUCGAGCAUGCCCGCAAUGCCAUGCCCUUCUCUUACCAAACGUCAGGGCUCCCCGCCACCGGAUACACCUAUAUCUGAAUUGCCCACGUCAGAUGGCGACAGAUUCCAGAAACACUUCAACGCUGUCUCUCAAGGGACCAUCAUCCGGCGUAACCAGCGUCUCUUGCCAUCAGAAUCACAGUGCACUGUCGGUAGCCCCUUGCCAGAUGCUAUGGCUAAUGCAUUCAUUGCAUCAGACCAACUGCGACAACCGGUAACUUCUACAGAUCCUGCUAAGAGCGAUCUCGAGACCGAAGAGUCGCAAGAUCCAUUUGAUAUGGUAGCAGAUAUUAUGCUCGAGCAAUUUGAUCCCGUUGGUAGCACGAGCCUCACGAUACGAUCACCUAUCUUGAGUCAAAGACACCAAAGCCCAUGGUAA
Messenger RNA from Fusarium pseudograminearum CS3096, 2934 nucleotides. RefSeq lists its product as uncharacterized. NCBI's taxonomy places the organism in Eukaryota, Fungi, Ascomycota, Sordariomycetes, Hypocreales, Nectriaceae. The coding region runs from base 1 to 2934 and encodes 977 amino acids. The record is from RefSeq and is a predicted model, not a curated record. The transcript has a single exon.